Messenger RNA from Trichobilharzia szidati, 3529 nucleotides. Lineage: Eukaryota; Metazoa; Platyhelminthes; Trematoda; Strigeidida; Schistosomatidae. The record is from the annotation of a GenBank genome assembly.
UUACUCAACUAGCAAACUUUCAAAUGGGCGUCUGUUUAAUGCAUUUUGCGUUUGGUCUUACUUCCCGUUGACACAUAUGCAGUAGACAGAAGAAUAUUAAUUUCUUAAAUUAAUUACCAUCUACUACAUAUGUGAACUACUCACUGGAUAUGAGAAUAGCAACAGCACAAAGGAUAUAUAGGAAUAGUAAUCAAUGUCUCUACUAUGAUUACUUAAAAUAUGCUCCCACGAAAACUGAAUUCUAUAAGCGGAGACGGGAUCAUCUAGGCUUGUUGCACUCGGAAAGCUUCAAAAAGGAGUGUCUAGGUGUGCCAACCUUCCGAUACGUGGAACUUUAUAAUGGAGGAAUUAACACGUCUGUUGCUAUCUACUUUGCACCAAGUCGGAUCCCUGUCCGGCCACUUUUUCAAGGACCAGAUGCCAAUGAAUGUUUUACAUACAAACGUCACGUUUUCUUGUUGGGUUUGGCAGCUGGAUUAGUCAGUCUUGGAUCACUUUGGCUGUAUAAUAUUUUUGAAUGGUGUUCGAAUGUGUUUAUGCACAAUAACUAUGAGACCGGGAAUGACUGUUUAGAUGAGUGUAAACAACGUACUGGUUGUGUCCCAAAAACGACGCCCAGCUUUGGAGAAACAACAACUUUAGUGCAACCAAGGGAAACAAAAAAGAACCAGUUUUCUUCUGUAUACAAUACUUCAUACCACUACGGUUAUCCCCUUCAUUAUGAAAAGAAGUCUCCGGAAAAAUAUGACAUACGUACCAGUGGUGCUGUUUCCAAUAAUUUAUCCAGUAGUUAUGACAUUCAUUUAGGUCAUGGACCAAAUCUUUUGUGGACCAGCGCAUGUAUGAAUUGCCCUCAUUUUGCAUCAGGUUCAAAUAAAAUAUGUACAAUUUGUUGGCUUAAUAUGCCUGAUUAUUGGCUUAACGGUCCAACAUGGUUUUCAUCUACUGCUGCAUUUCAUAUUAGUCAGUUAUACGGAAAUACUAGUAUUUUGGGGUUUCUCAUAUGCUUACAAUUGUUAUACAAAGCUGUGUGUUUAGCCUGUUGUAAAAGUGUGGCUAAACGCUCUUGUUCCACACAAACUAAUUUUCCAUCUCCUUCGAAUUCCGUAAACAAUGAUUGUACUAACUGUUCACAGCAGUUGUUGAAUACUUCUUUUAAAUUUGAUGGGGAAUGUGUUACAACAAACAAUCUUGCAGUUACUCGCAGCAUAUCUGAGACGGUUGUUUCCGAUGACUUACUUUCACAAUUCGCAAAGGAUAGAUUAAAUUCUCCAGAGUUAGGCCAAUCAUUACAAGUUUCGAAAUCAUUUGACAUGAAAUUUGGUGGAAAUGACUUGUAUGAUAGUAAUGAACAAAGUUUGAAGCAGCUGUCCAUGUCUAUUGAUAAUGUCUUCUUUCCAAGCAUGAAAGAUGAGCGUAUGCAGUACCCUUUCACAACUAGUGAAUUAUUAUUAUGUGAUGAAGACUUUAUUCCAGCAAUGACUUUUAGCCUGUCUACAGAUCAAUUGGUUUCAAAUGUAGUUGACUUACUCGGUACUAAACAGCCUGACUAUCGUGGUGGUUCAUCGAAGAGAAAGUCAUUGUCAUCACCAUCAUCAUCAUCUUUGAUUCAGCAUGUACAUAGUGACGCGGUAUUAAAGAAGAAAAUCGAGCGAAAUGAAUCUGUAAACAGUUUACUAGAGGACAACAAUUCAGCUAGCCAAAAUAUCAAUAACUCUCUUCUCAGUCAUCGUUCCAGUUUUCAUUCCAAUUCAGGCUCAUUGUCAUCUUCAGCUUCUCUAUCGUGUUCAUAUAUAGAUGACAAUGAAGGCUUUGAAUAUGAUGAUAUAAUUUCAAUAGAAAUGAAUAAAAACCCGGUGAAGAUUGAAGACUGCGGUCAAAGUGAUCAUUGCAACGAAGAGGAUAAUAUUGAUGAAGAAGAUAUGGAAGAAGGCGAUGAAAUUAUUCUUCGACAACUGGAUACUUUAUCAUCUCUUCUUAAUUCUAAAUCAGAUAGUUAUUCACUCGAACAACUUAAUGAAUCUCCAUCCCUCUUAAACAAAGUUGCUGACGUCAAUGAUGCUACUGAUGAUGCAGCAUUAGUAACGUCAGCACCAUCGUCAUUCGUGGACAGACAACUCAAUAAUUCGCUAGCAUGUCAUGAUACUUGUAAAUUGGGAUUCACUAAUCUUUCACAGAAAACUCUUCUGAUUACAGAUGAGUUAAAUAAACUAAGCGAUACACUGGAUCGACUAUUAUACAAACUACAAGCUAAUCAAAUUCAGUUAGAUCAAGCUGAAGAUAACUUAGACUAUAUGUGGUAUUUAAAAGAUAAUCUAGAUGAAGAGUCUUCAUUAGAUACUUCUGAAUGUUAUUCUACAGCUGCUUUAAGUGAUAUGGACGCUGAAGGUUUAUUACACGAGGAUACUUCCGAAGAGGAAGAUCAUGUUGAUGCUGACGAUUAUUGGUUAUCAAAAGGCAGAAUGAGUGUAUCAUCAAGUCAUCCUAGUGAUUGUCAUAGUGAUCGUCAUACUUAUGGAUAUUUAUCUAAUUCACAUGGUAUGCUUAAUAAUCAUUUCUAUUCCACUUUAAGAAUACCUCGUUUCCAUUAUGAUAAUAUAUCAAAUAUGGAUUCAGGAUUAGAACAGUCAGUUAUAACAUGUUCUGAAUCAUCUACACAUAUGAUUUCUUCCAUGCCAGAGGAUCAGCUGAAAACUUUUCUUAGUCAUAAUUCAUCGUAUCAUAAUAAUAAUAAUAAUAACAGAUAUUUAUCGAAUUCACAGACAUUUAAAGACCCCUUGCAUUCAAUUUCAAAAUAUUCACGUUUCAAAAAGCGUCAUUAUCGAAUGAAACGCAUGGUUAAUCAUAAAACUAAUCGAUUUUCCACAGAAAUAAUUCCAGAUUCUGAUGGCUUUUUACAUCCAGAUUUUACUUUUGAGAAUGAUGGCUUUUUGGAUUGGUCUGAACCAAUGAAGGAGAAUCCCAUCUAAAAAGAGGGUAGUAACAUGAAUUGGAGAAAAGCUGAAUAUGCAACAACAUUUUUGAUUGGUAGAGAAAAUGGACAAAAUAUUCUUUUACUAAUCACAACAAUUGUAUUAUCUCCACUUCACCUUCACACCUCCUCCCUCUUUUCUCUCUUCUGAUAUAUGCCAGCUUAAACUAAAUAUUAAUAAUUAUUGUCUUUCAAAGUUUAUUUGUUUCUACUUUACCCUUGUGAUGCAAUCAUCAACCCUUUUUUCUUCUCACCUUGUAUAUACAAAUACACACAAACACAGUAUAACAAUUUCCAACGCUUAAACUACCUACUAACUAAGCCAGAUCAUACUGAUUGUAUAAUAGUUAGUGAGUAGCCUAGUAUGUGCAUUUACAACACGGUACUGGUGCGAUUGCUUCCCUGCCACUCCCCCGUCCCGUCGUCCUCAACAAAUCCACAGUAUCCCACUGUCAUCAUCAUCAUCACCAUUCAUCGACUACUUCUUCAUACUAAUCAAUUGCCAUUUGUAAUUAUCAAUCAUAUCCCCCAACUGUGUGAAUGGAGAUAACCUUUUCU